CAGACCAGCACGUUGCCCCGCCCCGCCCCCCCUUCGUCGACCUCCUCCGCUCGCCAUUUUCACCAAUCUACCACGCCAUUUCUUUAAUUGCCUCCCUCACCCGUUUCUGCGUCGCGUCUUCCUGCGGCCUCAUCCAGCCAGCCUUUAAUGCCACACCUGCAACAUCCACCACCUUCCUUUCCCCCUUUUCCUUUUACUCCCAUCUCCUCUCUCUCUCCCUCCUCGGGUUCCCCUUCGCCAUUGCUGCCACAGGCUGGAUUCUUCUCGAGCUUUGCUACGCGCGGUUGGUUCUUGCUUGCAUUUUCCGGUUCUUUGCUUGACGAAUGAGUGGAUGGAGCUUCUGCUGCACAAAGAGGGAGAAGGAUUCGUCUACAGUUGCUGAUGCCUAGGAGUGCUCUACUCUGAUGCGGUACAGCUCCAAAUUUUAGCACACUGCCGCCAUGGUUUCCACUGGUCUGAGUUUAGAGAUGACGAAGAAGGUUCUUGGCCUGGCAUUGUGGGUCUGGAUUGCAAUCGGUGUAGUCGCUCUCCUGGUGGCCAUUCUGCUGAUGAUAUGUAUCUGGGCGGCGUCCCGUCGCAAGACAAAGAGAACCAUGGAGAACUUGAGCCAGACACAGAUCCCCAUCUACUCCAAGGAGAUCCCGGUAGACAGGGUGGGCGGUGGGCGCAGCCUUGCGCAAACGAUGCAUGAACGUGAGCAGCCUAGCUUCCCAACGCAGGACAAGCACGCCGUGAAUCGGGAGCCGGGGAAGACAGUGGGGCAUAUGGCACUGAGCAAGUCCUCGGAUCAUGAUAACGUGAGCCAGGGAAGCUCAGUGUGCAAUGUGGACCGGGUUGGUAGUGUGCAUUCUGGUGAAGAUGGCGGCUCGGGGCAAGGCAGGAAACCGUAUUCUCCUGCGGCGUUCGUCUCCGCGUCGCCCCUCGUUGGCCUUCCCGAGUUCUCUCAUCUUGGUUGGGGUCACUGGUUCACUCUGCGCGACCUUGAAUUCGCCACCAAUCGCUUCUCAAAGGAGAAUGUGCUUGGAGAGGGUGGUUACGGAGUUGUGUAUCGUGGCCGUCUGGUGAAUGGAACCGAGGUUGCCAUAAAGAAGAUUUUUAACAACAUGGGGCAGGCGGAGAAGGAAUUCAGAGUGGAGGUUGAAGCUAUUGGCCAUGUACGACAUAAGAAUUUGGUCCGUCUGCUGGGAUACUGUGUUGAGGGAGUGAAUAG
This is a messenger RNA of Triticum urartu, 1210 nucleotides long. Lineage: Eukaryota; Viridiplantae; Streptophyta; Magnoliopsida; Poales; Poaceae. The record is from RefSeq and is a predicted model, not a curated record.